This is a messenger RNA of Mytilinidion resinicola, 1722 nucleotides long. RefSeq names its product MFS general substrate transporter. Gene Ontology annotation, molecular function: transmembrane transporter activity. Gene Ontology annotation, biological process: transmembrane transport. NCBI's taxonomy places the organism in Eukaryota, Fungi, Ascomycota, Dothideomycetes, Mytilinidiales, Mytilinidiaceae. The transcript has 7 exons. Bases 1 to 1722 code for a protein of 573 amino acids. The record is from RefSeq and is a predicted model, not a curated record.
AUGGCGGACACCAAAGAAGAUCUCCCAGCUGGCACGGUCUCUCACCACGAGAUUGCACCGGAAGCCGAAAAGCCGCAGCUGUCCCACGAAGAAGAACUUAGAGGUCGCGAUUUCACCAUAUCGGAGAAUGACUUACCCAGAGGCUACUUCCGAAGUGCUAGCUUCCUAGGGUCCAUGUUUGCAAUCGGCCUAAGCUUUGGCUGCGGUGUUGGCGGGUUUACGCUCGUAGCGCCCAUUCUAGGCUUCAUCGACGCGGAUAUUGGGCCGGAUCCGAACUUGACUUGGGUCGCUAUCAGUUAUCUCCUUACGAACUCCGUCGGGCUGAUGCUGGUGGGCCGUUUGAGUGAUUUGUUUGGGCGCCGUUGGUUCUUCAUCGGUGGCAAUAUUCUUGCUACUCUGGGUUGCAUUGUUGCCGCAACAGCUCCAAAUAUACCGGCGCUCAUUGCUGGAGAAACGCUGAUCGGUCUCGGUGCUGCUUCGCAGCUUUCAUACGCCUGUAGGUGUCAUCAAACGAAACAUCUAAAGUUUCUCUGGGGUAUCCCGUUCAGUGGCUUUGCUACGGCUAUCGGUUACGCCUUUGUGUUCCAGUCUAGCGUUGGGUGGAGAGGUGUAUUCUAUGUCCUCAUAGCCAUGAACGUUGCAAGCACUCUUGCUUGGUUUCUGUUCUACAGGCCACCGUACGGCCGCAAGACACGGUUUCUCAAAGAUUUUGAUUACAUUGGGACAUUUAUCGGCGUCCUCGGCCUCAUACUCCUCCUGAUGGGCCUCUCAUGGGGUGGCGCGCUGCACCCAUGGAAAGUUGCACACGUCAUAUUCACCAUCGUCGUGGGUUUCGUCCUCAUGGUUGCUUUCGUUCUCUACGAGACGUUCGGGAACCUCAAGGAGCCUCUGCUUCCUAUAAGACUGUUUCGGAAUACCGGAUGGGUGAUUACAAUCAUUCCUUGGGCCCUCGGAGCGGCAGUCUACUACGCCCUUGCCAUCUUAUGGGCCAGCAUGGUAGCGACGUUGUACUCGGGUGGCCAUUCAGCGAUGUGGGCCGGCUGGAGGAGCUGUCUUUCGAACUGCGGCAUUCUUUUCGGAGAAUACUGUGGCGCAUGGGGAAAGAGAAAGACGAACUACCAGAUCAUGGUCGUUUUUCUGAUAGGAAGCGUCCUCUUAGCCUCAAUGGCAACCUGCAACCACGACACGCCCGUCCGCGCCAUGGUCCUCGUCUUCCUCGCCGCAGCCUUCAUCGGCUACAACGAAAUCCUCAACUCCACCGUCGCGACCAUCGUCAUAGACGACCAACGCGAAAUCGGCACAGCAACCGACAUCGCCGGCUCGGCGCGCUCUUUCAUCUCCACUAUGUGCUCCAACGUCUACACCGUCGUUCUCACAAACCGCCUCGCCGAAACCAUCCCCGCGAGAGUCCCCGCUGCUCUCCUCGCCGCCGGCCUCCCCAGCACGUCCAUCAUUGCCUUCCUUACUGCAAUCACAGCUGGCACGCCUGCGGCUUGGGAUGCGAGCUCGUCGGCGUAUAGCACAGUCUUCUUGACCACGAUCGCGUUCUCGGGGAUCGGUGUUAUGUGCUCCUUCUUUGCGCCGAAUGUUGACCAUUUGUUGAGCAAGGAUGUGGCGGUUACGUUGCAUGAAAGAGGGACGGAGAUGGUCGUUGGGGGAUCGGAUGGUGAAGGGAGAGGGGAAGGUGUAGAUGUUGAUUCUUGGCCUAGCUACGUCUCAUGA